CUCUUCAACCUGUUUCCUCACGACGGCCAGCCGUCUCUCUCUGGCUGUUUUAUUCCUUCUGGAUGCUUCAGAGUCAUCCAUUGCAGGGUCUCUGCCUUUUCUGCCUUUGAAAGACGACUGUUGCGAUCCAGGGGGAAAACAGAAAGAAACCAGCUUGAAGAGUCGAAAGAACGAGAGUCGAAAGACAGCGUCAUGUGAUGCAAGUCAUCUGACUGCACGUGGCUCCCUUUCUGGAAGGACGCUUCAAUUGAUCCAAACUUCCCCAGGCAACAGCGUCACUUUUCUCGACAUUCUUCUUCAACCAUCAGUCCUCAGCCUCAGAUAUUCUUUUUUGAUUGAUCGUUUCUACCCAAACAAUAACCGACCAGGGUGAAGCGCCAGAUGACGUGUCCGCAGCGCAAGGCUGAGCGCCCGUAUCGUAUAAAGAUGUCUCGCGAACCGCCCGUAUCGCUUCGGGUCGACAAACACUCAUAAUGUCGUCUCUCGGUCAGAUUGCUGGAAAUUUUAUGAGCAAUACGCUCGAGCAGACACUUGCUUUGGCCAACGUCAACUUUGACUUUACCCUGAUCAAGAUCGACGCGCCGAAGGAGUUCACCGAUGUGGGCUUGCAACUCUCCUCGCAACGUCGACACGAGGCUGAAAUGGGCUCGGCACAUGUCCUCGCACGUAAGCUAGGCGCACUAUUUAGGGACGUUAUACCGGCGACCCCUGAACUGAUCAAAGCUUAUGGAAAGCGUGCAUCCGAGAUCUCGAAAACCUGCCCCCGCGAGUCUGCCGCCCAAGGCAUUUUCGCCAACGCCGCAGGUGCCGAUGCGACCUCGAUGUGGGCGGCAGCAACAUCCGGUCGCCAUGCAAUUGCUUGCCAUCUGCUGGCUUGCUUGCUAGCACGCAUGUGGGAUGGUCCCGAGGCGACUUCACACUGGGUGGAGCUGGUCUCACGUCGCAAGCGGGAGAUUGCGACCGAGACAUCUGAGAUAGGGGAUCCAGCACUCGCUCUUGUUGCUCGAGAAAGCUUCCAGCGCAGAGACCUGGCGGACUGGGAUGCUAGCGCCCGGGCCUGGCUGCGUGUGGCAGAUAACGCGAAGCGAGUACAACAAACGCAGCUACGCCUCAUCCUGGACAACCUGAGUCUCCCUGUCAACUCCAAGGUGGAAACAUACGAGAGCAUCAUGCAUGCGUGGCGCUCCGCCCUGGAGCAGAUGGAGCGUUUGCUUGCGGGAGUUCCCCAGGAGGCUCGCGAUGGGGCAAUCAUUCUCGGUCUUGACUCGUGGCAUCUCUACCCCGACAUGAUCGUCCUUGGACCUAAGACCAAGACCGUUCAUCAGAAAGAUCUACUCUUCGAUGAUCGCGGAAUUUUGACACUGGGCAUCACGCGAGAAGACCCCGAACAUCGCGGCGUCUAUUGGUCGUUGCCUUUGCAUCAUUUGCGAUACUACGGCCUGCCAGUAGCACGUACACGGUCCAUCAAUAGUGCUGAACGCACGCGCAUUACAGUCGACCAACUGGUCUUUGCAGCUAUAGCUGCUUAUCUUCAUGCGUGGGACGACAGCAGUCUGUCCAGGGAGGAGCUUGUCCAUUUCUUUGCCAAUAUGGCUGGCCAGCUCCACAUACAGAUGGAUGAAUCAUUGCUGUACAACAAGCAGCAGUCCUGGUUGGCGCUGCUAGCUAAGGGCUGCAAGCCAUACCUUAACGCCAUCACCGGUGAAGACAAGAGCUUGAUGCAGAAGCUGUGGAACCUCGGCCGCAAUCACUGUUCUAUACUUAGAGACACUGAACCUUUCAUGAAUCUGUUUUCCCUGUCGACAUUUAUCAGGGCAGCUAUCGAUAUAGAAGACAUUAUACUGGUGUUGCGAGAUAUGGUUGGGUCACUCAAUUCUGAUCUGGAGGAAGAAUACAUUAUUCGUUAUCCGAAAACGUCUCAAACCAAAAGCAAGGUAGCAUACGAAUAUGCGACUGCGGUCCCGCAGUAUCGAAACAAACGAACCUAUGACGGAGACGCGAAAGAUGAGCACUGUCGAUGGAUAGUACACCACAUCACCACCUCUAUUGCACAAGAUGACUCUGAUUCUGAUUCGGAGAUUGACUUCGAUAACACGGGACUUUGGGGCUGUCCAAGCCCUCUCAAUGGACUGUGUGCAGGUCAUAAUGAGACCAUCGACGAGUGCAUAGAAGAUUCGUUGUUUUCCGCAGAGAAGGAAUCCAAAGAACGUGAAAAGAAGAAGAAUCUAUUACAAGCAGCAAAGAAGGAAUUGGAUGAGCGUAAACGGCAGAUUCAAUUGAUGGGGGAGACUGUCUACCCACUGGAAGACCUUGUCGUGAAAGACGGGCUGGUCUUCAUCGAGGUGGCCACGACUCGGAUGAAAAGAGCCCCGACCUGUGCAAAGUACAUGGCAGUCCUGGGUCAUCCAGAUCAGUGUCAGCUCUUUCGUUUGGUGAAAAAAGAUUUCUUUGACUCUGCCUUCAACAGCGAGAAUGUUGGCAGGAAUUGUGAGGUGCAAGACAACGAUCUGUCGACUCCUUCCAAGGACGGAGUCCACGGCGAGCCCCCAUCAUUUGACUCUUUAUUCCAUCUCACGACCAAGAUGAAGAGAGAUCUUUUCACUGCCAACAGGGUCUCUCUCAAGCGAUGCGCUCAGAUUCUUUGCCAUGAGCUCUUACCGGAUCUGUCUGACCAGAGCGAAUACAGGAACCUCCAGGCGCUGUCGACGAUCGCGGACAUCUACAGCGGGCUCAAUGGCGCCACACUUGAUGUGCAAGUUCUCAAAUGUGACUUGAGUCAAACCCGAUGGUUGAACUCUGUCCUAAGCUGGCUCAGGAGAGCCAAUAACUGGGCGAAACCUCUUUCCCGCAAGGGACCCCUGCCAAUGAACCAUGCGUUGAGCUUUGCUUGUAUUGUGAUGAUGGAGACUGGCCGAUAUGAUUUGGAUCCCGCACAACUGAAGAGUGUGAUGGCUUUGUCGGCUGCUGACUCGGUGUACGUGGUGGAUUGCCUACUGUCCGAUCCGGCUGCGCAAGACAAUGGCUUUCGAAUCCGGCGACUCACUGGCAAUAUUGGCCGCCCAGGAUUAGCAUUUCUCGUCCCUCCUGUGGAACCGAUGACCAAGAAGUACGAUGCACUUGACGAGUGGCAGCACCUUGAUAAUGCGCAGUUCGAUGGGCGCCUCGAGGAUAACUUUGCGGCAACCUCACUUCAGCUUCGUUUCACCGAGGCCACCUUUCCGAUCGAUGUCGGCUUCUCCGGUGGUCGAGACGUUGAAGCGUACUUCCUGGAAAUGCUGGUCUCCGUCUAUGACUCGGGCCAGUGGGUCGCCGAUCUCGACGUCGUGAAGGCCUUUAGUAGCCUGAGGUUGUACCCACUCCUGCCCUGUAGCCACUCCAGCACUCCCGGGGUGGUCGGCAAGCCGCAGAACCCCUGCACCUCCAUCGACACAUACGCUGAACUGUUGUGCAGUGAGGAGAGCACUUCGAUUGUACGUGCACGAGGGAACUGGCAGGCUCGGUUGGCCGCCACUGUCUUGUGCAUCAUGCGCGGGUAUCAUGUGCUUGUUCUACCAGAGGCCAUCUGCUGGAAUUGUAUGGAGAAAACUGCCCAGAGUAUCCAUCGAAAGCUUUCCUUUCAGCAGGUAGUAUUCGUCGGCUAGUUGGAGACUUGAGCUUUUGCCCUUUCGCAGCUCUUCCCUCAGAUGCUGCCAAAAUGGAGUCGACAAUGGUUGAUAGUGGUCUCCUCCCAUUAGUUUCAAUCUGAAGUAUCCCUUUACCCUCUCAAUGAUCGUCAAAGUUAGAAGAAAAGUAUGAUUGUUUUCCAUGUAUAACACUUCGUUGUGUAACCCCCCUUGCUUGGGGUCAUA
This is a messenger RNA of Penicilliopsis zonata CBS 506.65, 3848 nucleotides long. RefSeq lists its product as hypothetical. Bases 474 to 3641 code for a protein of 1055 amino acids. Lineage: Eukaryota; Fungi; Ascomycota; Eurotiomycetes; Eurotiales; Aspergillaceae. The transcript has 2 exons. The record is from RefSeq and is a predicted model, not a curated record.